Messenger RNA from Microplitis mediator, 2934 nucleotides. Its product is annotated as periodic tryptophan protein 2 homolog. The record is from RefSeq and is a predicted model, not a curated record. Lineage: Eukaryota; Metazoa; Arthropoda; Insecta; Hymenoptera; Braconidae. Gene Ontology annotation, biological process: ribosomal small subunit assembly; maturation of SSU-rRNA from tricistronic rRNA transcript (SSU-rRNA, 5.8S rRNA, LSU-rRNA). The transcript is spliced from 7 exons. Gene Ontology annotation, molecular function: protein binding. The coding region runs from base 138 to 2924 and encodes 928 amino acids. Gene Ontology annotation, cellular component: small-subunit processome; Pwp2p-containing subcomplex of 90S preribosome.
UGAAAAUUUUAGUUGUCGAUGGAAACUUAAACACGUGAGAUUAUUUUGUGUAGAGGAUAAUAAUUGGAGUUAUUUUUUUAAUUAGUGGUUUUUUUAAUUACGAGUUUAUUGAUAAUUUUGAAUUUUAAAAAUUAAUAAUGAAGUUCGCGUACAAAUUUGGUAAUUUACUGAGCACAGUCUAUCAUAAAGGUAAUUUAUUGUUCGCUAAAGAUGGAUCGACAUUGAUAAGUCCUGUGGGAAACCGGAUCACAGUCUACGAUUUAAAAAACAAUAAAUCAUCGACUUUACCUGUAGAGAGCCGAUAUAAUUACAAUGCUAUUGAUCUAUCGCCAAAUGGAUCAAUUUUGGUUGCAGUUAAUGAAGAGGGAGAGGCACAUGUUAUAAGUAUGCAGAGUAAAAUAAUAAUUCAUAAAUAUCGAUUUAAAAAACCGAUAAGUUGCAUUAAAUUUUCACCUGAUGGAAAAUAUUUGGCUGUUUGUAAACAAAAUAAUGUAUUCAUAUUUAGUGCACCAGGUCUCCAAACAGAAUCAUAUAAUCCUUUCGAAAUGAAACGCGUCUUCCACAGCGCCACCGACGAGACAACGACUCUCUGCUGGUCCUCGGACUCUCGUUUCCUCGCAGUCGGCUCCAAAGACACCUUCACCAAACUCUACACCCUCGACAAGUUCUCAAACUUCCGUUACUGCAACAUCGGCGGUCAUUCCGACGAGAUAAUUUUCGUCCACUUCGACACCGCCGGUACCUACGAUCUCUUCACUAUCGCCCGCAAUGGCCACCUCUGUCUCUGGGAGGCCUCCCUCAAUCCCGAGGAUCUCAAGCUCUUCACCCCCGCCAUCAAAGCUCCAAAACCUUCUGGUAGUGACUCCGAGGACGACGUGAUCCUGGAGAAGGCCAUCGAGCAAACAAAGUCGACCCGCAAGGCCUCCAAGAAAAAAUCGUCUGGCUCGACGGACCAAGACCCAGAUUCAGACCAAGAACUCGAGGACAAGCCGCUCAAAUUCUCUUACAAACUGACCUCCCGCCACUACCUCGCAGACGAUUUAAAAAAAACCGAGACCUCAGACGACAAAAAGUCAAACUCUGCCGUCGCGACCGCGGCUUCUUACCACCAGUCGACGCGAAUCCUCGUCCUGGGGUUCAGCACCGGGUCAUUUUUCCUCUACGAGUUACCCGACGUGAACCUCAUCCACUCCCUGAAUGUCUCCAACCAGUCGCUGUCCUCGAUCGCCUUCAACCCCACCGGGGACUGGAUCGCCCUGGGCUCGUCCCAACUCGGGCAGCUCCUGGUCUGGGAGUGGCAGAGCGAGACCUACGUCCUCAAACAGCAGGGUCACUCCAACAACAUGACCUCCUUGGCCUACAGCCCCGACGGCCUGUGGAUCGUAACCGGAGGUGACGACGGCAAGGUCAAGCUCUGGAACACCAUCACCGGGUUCUGCGUGACGACUUUUUCCGAGCACACGUCGUCAGUCACCAGCGCCAUCUUCAGCCACAACCGUAAGUUCGUGGUCUCGGGGUCUCUAGACGGUACAGUGCGCGCCCAUGACCUCACCAGGUACCGGAACUUCAAGACCUUCACGUCCCCACGUCCGGUUCAGUUUUCCUGCGUCGCUUUGGAUUCUUCUGACGAGUUCGUCGCCGCGGGAGGUCAGGACUACUUUGACAUCUACCUCUGGAGUGUCAAGUUGGGAAGUUUGUUGGAGGUUAUGUCAGGUCACACUGGACCAGUUGCCGCGUUGACCUUCACGCCUAGUCCAGGAAGUACUGCCAUGGCCUCGGUGGCCUGGGACAAGACUCUGAAGCUCUGGAACGCGAUCGAAAAUAGUUCGAGCCAUGAAACUGUCCAGCUAACGGCAGAUGGCGUCGCGGUUGUGUACCGACCUGAUGGUAAGGAAGUUGCGGUGGCGACCCUAGAUGGCGUUAUCAGUUUCUUUGACGUCAAAACGACGAAUCAGAAUGGAUCGAUCGAGGGACGGAAUGAUUUGGGAGCUGGAAGGGCAGAGACUGAUCUGAUUACGGCGAAAAAAAAUCUCGAGGGCAAGGCCUUCAGGGCCCUGUGCUAUUCUGCGGAUGGGAACUGCAUCCUGGCGGGAGGGUCAUCGAAAAAUGUCUGCAUUUACGACUGCAAGGAGCAGGUGCUGAUAAAGAAAUUUGAGAUCACGCAGAACCGUUCCUUCGACGCGGUCGACGACUUCAUCAACCGGAGGAAGAUGACGGAGUUUGGUAACCUCGCGCUAGUGGAGGAGAGGGAAGAGGGAGGGAAAUUGAAGUUGCCGGGAGUUAAGAGUGGAGACAUGGCGGCGAGAAGCACGAAACCGGAGGUCAGGGUCUAUGGGCUGCAGUUCUCGCCGACAGGACAGGCCUGGGCAGCGGCGACCACAGAGGGUUUGCUUAUUUAUAAAGUUGAUGCGGGUGAGAUGUUCGAUCCGUUUAUGCUGGAGGUCGAUAUUACACCGGAUGCGGUCAGGGAGAAGGUCGCAGAAGGGGAUUUCGCUAAAGCGUUGAUGAUGGCUGUGAGGUUGAAUGAGAAAGAUUUGAUACGUCAAGUUUUUGAAGCGAUUCCUGUUUCUGACGCUGAAUUAACAGUAAUAUCAUUACCGCAAAUAUAUAUUGAACGAUUAUUGAAAUUUAUAUCUGUCGAAUUAGAAAAAACACGUCACAUACAUUUUUAUUUAAUAUUUACGGAAAUAAUACUGAGUAAAUGGGGACAUAAAAUAAAUUCAUCACUACAACUUACCUCAUUGUUGACUCUUCAAAAAAAUAUGCAGCUAAAGUAUGACGAUCUCAGUAAAAUAUGUGACUUCAAUCAGUACACAAUCGAUUUUAUUGUAAGGACAGGAGAAUUGAAAUCAAAAUUAUCUAAAGAGGAGAAGGAAUCCGACAAUGAGUCGGACGCAUCCGUAACACUUAUGGAUAUUAAUUAAUACAAUUAUU